AUGGAAAUGCUUCAGCUUGCUGUCGUGUGUGUCCUGCUCAGUGCAGGACUGACCUUCGCUGCUGUUGAGGAGGAGGAUCCAGAGUUCUGGCGUUCUCUCGCCCAUGAUGACCUGGAGGCAGCUCUCAACAGGAAGCUGAACACCAACGUGGCCAGAAACGUCAUGCUGUUCCUGGGAGACGGUAUGGGUAUCACCACCAUCACCGCUGCCCGCAUCCUUAAGGGUCAGCUGCAGAACCGCACCGGAGAGGAGACCGUCAUGACCAUGGACACGUUCCCUUAUGUGGGGUUGGCCAAGGUACACACACAGGAAUUUCAGAUCCCCUGAAGCAGUGCUGCCACGAAGCCACAAGCGUAUCUGUGUGAGAGGAAUAACAACAUGAGCGUGGUGGGGGUCAAGCUACUGGGCCGAAUGGUGUGUCACGCCGCAUAAAAGGGCUGCCAGGUCACCUCCAUCCUCAAAUGGGCCAAGGGCAUGAGGAAGUCUGUGGGCAUCGUGACCACGACGCGUGUCCAGCAUGCCACCCCUGCAGCCAGUUAUGCCCACAGCGCCAGCCGCACCUGGUACAGCGACUCAGAUCUGCCCCCUGGAGUCCAGCAGGGGGGCUGCACCGACAUCGCCAGCCAGCUGCUCAACAACACCGACAUCGACGUGAUCAUUGGAGGGGGCAGGAAGUACAUGAGCCCAAAGGGCACUCCAGACCCCGAGUACCCCACUGACCCCACCUCCAGGGGCCAGCGCUCCGACAACAGGACUCUCAUCAGCGAGUGGCUCAGCAUGAAGGAAGGGAAGGUGGCUCACUACGUGUGGAACCGCACAGACUUUGAUGCUGUUGACCCAGAGACCACCGACUAUCUCAUGGCGUUGUUUGAGCCGGGGGACCUGCGCUUUGAGCAGGAGAGAGACCCUGCGCUUGACCCCUCUCUGGUGGAGAGCACAGAGAAAGCAAUCCGCAUCCUCCGCAAGAACCCCAAAGGAUUCUUCCUACUGGUGGAGGGUGGGCGCAUUGAUCAGGGGCACCAUGCCAGUCGUGCCUCCAUGGCUCUGCAUGAAGCCGUGGCGCUGGACGAGGCGGUGGCCAAAGGCCUGGAGCUGACCAAUGAGGAGGAUACGCUGACCCUGGUCACUGCUGACCACUCCCACGGCCUCAGCUUCAACGGGUACCCCUUCAGAGGAAACAGCAUUCUGGGUAAAUCCCCCCUCUAUGGAAGGGACUUCUUGCCCUAUACCACUCUGAUGUACGGAAAUGGCCCUGGACACAAAAUCGUCAAAAACAAGCGCCCAGACAUCCGCAAAGUCAACACCAAGCUUGGGCACUAUGUCCAGCAGGCGGCGGUCCCACUGGACUCAGAGACUCAUGGUGGGGAGGAUGUGGCGGUGUUCGCCCGCGGCCCCAUGGCUCACCUGCUGCAGGGCGUCCACGAGCAGAGCUACCUGCCCCACCAUGGUUUCACGCGCCGCAUCGGCAUCGGUCACUCCACGCGGAACGCGGCGAGCCCGUGCUGGUGUGAGGACGUGGACUUCAGGCACGGUCUGUCUGAUAGAGGAGACGCGAGCGACGCCAAUGCUGCUGCUGCUGCUGCCGCCAACUAG
Alosa alosa (allis shad) is the source of this 1593-nucleotide messenger RNA. It is a transcript of the gene alp3, whose product is annotated as alkaline phosphatase 3. The record is from RefSeq and is a predicted model, not a curated record. Gene Ontology annotation, cellular component: plasma membrane. NCBI's taxonomy places the organism in Eukaryota, Metazoa, Chordata, Actinopteri, Clupeiformes, Clupeidae. Gene Ontology annotation, molecular function: alkaline phosphatase activity. Gene Ontology annotation, biological process: dephosphorylation.